AUGGUUUCAGAGUUCCUGUUUUGGAAGAUGCAUUUGUCUUAUGUUUUACUCAUUUUGUUUCCUCUUUACAAUGGUCUAAGUACCACCUGCCCCAGAAGAUGCAAUUGCGACUCUAUGCAGUCAGUGCAAUGCUACAGGGUCCUACAGGUACCUAGAGAGAUUCCUUCUACCACCAGGCGGCUUUACAUCAGCCACAGCAAAAUCAAACACCUCCAGAUCUCUGACUUCAGUAGAAUAUCUUGUCUGGAAGAGCUUAUCCUGUCUUGCAGUGGAACAGAAUCGGUAGAAGAUAACACCUUCAAAGCUCUGAGCACUUUGAAGAUCCUGGAACUCUGGAAGAAUAAACUAAGGCGCAUACCCACUUCCCUCCCAUCCAGCCUUGAAGUAUUAAAACUUGGUGACAAUUCAAUUAGUGUUCUGCAUGAGUCGGAUUUUGAAGGCUUAAAGAAAUUAAGGGUGCUUGACAUUCAAAACAACUUGAUUUUGGCAGUCUCUUUCAGCACACUUUCCUCCCUUUGCAGUUUACAGAGUCUGACUUUGGAUGGUAAUAAUAUGGAAUCUGUGUCUGGGCCCCGUAAGCUUCCCGAACUGAAGUAUCUGAGUAUGGAGAAUAACAAACUACAUUCUUUCUCAGGCAGCUUCUUUGCACCACUCCAACAUUUACAAUUUCUCAGAUUAACUGGCAACCUUCUGACCAAGGUCCCUCUUAACCUGCCGAAGUCCCUGCUUUCAUUAAAACUAGAGAGAAACCAACUCAAAAUUAUAAGAUUUCGAGACAUGAAACACCUGGAAAACCUGUCUGAGCUUUUCCUCUCUGAAAAUCAGCUCUCAUCAGUUGAUGGUGCCCAGCUUCUUCCUAACUUAACCACCCUGGAGCUGUCCAGGAACCACCUCCAAACCAUGCCACUCAGACUAUCAACCAGACUACAGAAACUUGACUGUAGCAAUAACUUCAUUCAGAGAGUGACAGCCCAGGGCUUCCAGGAUCUACGAGACCUCAAGCAUUUGUUUCUCGACAACAACACUGUCAGCACAUUUGAGGCUGGAGCGCUUCAUGCAUGCGCACAGCUAUCUAACCUAGCCCUGGAACAAAACCUGCUUAUUUCUAUUCCAUUAAGACUUCCAGAUACUCUAGCCAGGUUGGAUCUAAAAGGAAAUGACAUACAGGAUGUUGGAGAACGAGAGCUAAAGGACUUGAAACAGCUCCAGGUUUUAAAUCUACGGAACAACAAGAUAUCUGCCUUGGAUCGCAAAGUCCUGGAAAAUUUGCCUCGUCUCAGGUAUCUGUAUUUGGAUGGAAACCCUUGGAAUUGCACCUGCGACCUUCUGAGAACCAGAAGAGCACUGAUGGCCAAAGGGACAGAUGUCAGAGGAGGACAGUGUGCAGCACCAGCAGAAAGCCAAGGCGAAAGCUGGAUGUCUUCCAAAAAGAUUCUGCAGCGGUGUGAAGACCACCUCUCUUCAGCUGAACGAGGCAAAGAGGUCAGAAAAAAAAUGAAGACUGAUGACCUCUCCAGUGAAGGUGUAAACAUGGAUGAUGAUUAUUAUGAUUAUGAAAUAGAUUAA
Emys orbicularis (European pond turtle) is the source of this 1566-nucleotide messenger RNA. Its product is annotated as nephrocan-like. The coding region runs from base 1 to 1566 and encodes 521 amino acids. Lineage: Eukaryota; Metazoa; Chordata; Testudines; Emydidae. The record is from RefSeq and is a predicted model, not a curated record. Gene Ontology annotation, molecular function: protein binding. The transcript is spliced from 3 exons.